AACUCCAAACCCAUCACUUCUCUUUACUCUGUUAUUCCGUAAUUAAGGAUUUAAACCCCCCCAUUAAUUAUGCUUACUGCUCAUAUGGCUUCUCCUUCUUCCACGACAAAAUCUCAUUAUUCCCUAGCCUCUUUCGCCAUCACUUCUCCACGCUUGCAGUGCCGCCGCCGGCCGCUCACAUUCAGGGCCCACGGCAAAUUCCCCGACGAAGGGAGCAGCGGCUGGCCGAGUGACGACGGAGUGGAUGCGAAUUUGGGCGUCCUGAGGGAUAGGAUAGAGGCGGUUCAGAUCAAGGAGCGGCUUCAGCUGACGUGUUCCGCCGUUCUCCGAUCGGCGUCGUUGCGAAUGAUGACGAGGCCGCCGCCGCAGCAAUCCACGUCGUCAACAUGCAGCCGUGUUGAUCACGGACGUAAUAUUAAUUACGGAUGGAAUUAUGGUGGUGAUCAUGAACAGCUUGUUAACAGAUCGCGGCGGCGGCGGCGGCAGCAACGGUCGACUCAAGAAUUGGCCUACCAAUUUUGCCGGCUGGUAGCGUUGGUUUCUUCCACCAUUGGAGUGACCUGCCUUUCCGGGACUUGUCUGCUUUACCUCGUUUCAAUCCUCGCUCAUCAUUUCAGCCAUUAAUAUGUACUGAUUUUUUUUUUUUUUUUUACCUCCCAUACUUCGAUCCUUCUUCUUCUUUUUUUUUUUUUUUUGAAAAUCUUUUCAACCUUUUUAAGAUUGUUGUUUAUUUCUAAGUAAUUAUUGUAAUUGCGUGGGUAUUUAAUCUAGGGCGGAGUCAGGAUUCGAGCUUUGGGGGGCCGAAAUGUUUAUUCGUAUUGCCUAAGAGGCAAAAAAAAAAAAAAACACAAAAGUAUAAUUCCAACUUUAAAAAGAGUACUUUUAAUCAUCAAAAUUGCCCAAGACACUUUUUUAAGACAAUUAGACUUACUUCAAACACGAUUUAAGACGAAUAAAUUAUCAUGUCAUUU
Messenger RNA from Linum trigynum, 971 nucleotides. The record is from the annotation of a GenBank genome assembly. NCBI's taxonomy places the organism in Eukaryota, Viridiplantae, Streptophyta, Magnoliopsida, Malpighiales, Linaceae.